AUGAAUCAAAAUUUGGAUUAUAUGGAGGAGUAUGGGGAUGGAACUUUUGAAUUACAGGCAACAAUACUUCCAAAUGAAUGUAGUUAUCCUAUUGGAAGUUCUUCAUAUAAAAAUGCUGCAAAUGUCCGUUAUUUAUUUCGGCAUGGAAUAAUUAAUUGGCCCAAUUUUACUCAUUGUUUACCCAAUUGUGGACUUUGUACACAAUUUGCUUCAGAUCAUGCCUACCAAAUUUAUAAUUUGGUAGUUAUUGGGUUUCUUUUACCAUUUAUUAGUUUAUGCGGCCUUUGCGGCAAUAUACUCUCCGCUUUUAUUUAUAGCAGACCUGCUCUACGUCAUUCCUACACUGGAAGUAUUUAUUUAUCUGCUUUAGGAUGCUCAGACACAGCUGUGAUAUUGACUGCUCUUUUUCUUUUCUUUAUUGACUCAAUUAGACGGUAUUCAUUAAAUCUCUCAAUUUUAUAUGGAACUCUUUCCCCUGUUGUAUAUCCAGCUGGGAUGAUUGCACAAACUUGUUCUGUUUAUUUUACAAUUGUUGCUGCUGUUGAUUGUUUUGUUCAAGUUUGUAUGCCAUCAAAAAUAAAAAGAUUAUUUUCAAGUCAAUUAUUUACAAAAUGUUUGGCUAGUGGAAUUCUUGCAUUUGCCUUUAUUUAUAAUAUUCCUUAUAUGCUCAUUUAUUACAAAUAUAUGUAUGCAAUCUUUUUGGCUGUUGGCCCAUUAAUAGUUUUAAUUGUUUUGAAUAUUAUUGUUAUUAUUGCUACUGUUUUUUGUAAAAAGGGAAAUUCUGCUGAUAAUUUGGCUUUAAUACUUGUUGUUUUGCUUUUUAUUUUAUGUAAUACUGUUGCUUUGUUAAUUAAUAUUUUUGAAACACAUUUAGCGUCUUCAAUGUCUUGGAGAAUUAAUUAUAUAAUUGAUAUAUCUAAUUUACUUGUAGUUUUUAAUUCAAGUUUCAACUUUGUUAUAUAUUAUAACUUUUCUCGUCCUUUUCGUUGCACAUUUUCUCGUCAUUUUGGGCCAACAACUUCUCCACAAAAAUCCCAUUCUUCUUUAUGUGGUCAUUCUACAAUUAUGAGACAUCAUACACUUGACUACACAAAUAAAUCAAGAAUUUCAAAUGGAUCAAAAAAUUGGCAAAAUGGAUUUGUUUUACAAAAAUGUACACGUUCACAAUCAUUAUCAGCAGUACCCUCAACAACACCUUUUAUAAUGGGUACAAGUUCAAAUGAAUAUUGCAAUAGAAGGGAAAUAAUUGGAAAUCAAGAAAGAGAUACUUUAAACGAAGAAAAGUUAAAAGUUGAAGAUUUUAGGAAGGAAACAAUUUUGGAGGAAGGAGGAGAGAAUUUUACUCACAAAAUAAAGAUAAAAAAUUCAAACAAAACAAUUAACAAUGCCCACCAACAACAACCCCAACAAAAUCCUUUAAUUUCUUCAAAUAUUAAAUCAAAACCUAAAGUAAAUUGCACAGUAUCUCACAACCAACAAAAGUGUAUUGACCGUUCAAGUAGUGGCUCAUCAGGGAUUUCUGUUUAA
Meloidogyne enterolobii is the source of this 1527-nucleotide messenger RNA. NCBI's taxonomy places the organism in Eukaryota, Metazoa, Nematoda, Chromadorea, Rhabditida, Meloidogynidae. The record is from the annotation of a GenBank genome assembly.